CUUCCUCCAAUUUAUAGAAUUGUAAGAGAAAGAUCAAUCACAAGGAUGGGUUGGCUUGCUCGACUGUUGGCGGGGCUUGCUUUGUUGGCCGCCGGAGUUUUAUUCUCUCCUCAGACCCUUCGAUCGGGGUCCGACGCUCGUAUUUCCGUCAAACUUUCCACCUACCUCAGGCUGGCACAUCUCCUCAGCUUCUCUGCCGCCUUUGGCACCGUUCUUUGGGUCACCUUCAUCGGCGGCAUCAUCAUGUUCAAGAAUUUGCCGAGGCAUCAGUUUGGGAACCUUCAAAGCAAGAUGUUUCCUGCAUACUUCUCAACGGUUGCUAUCUGUUGCGCCAUAUCUGUUGCCUCCUUCGGCUAUCAACAUCCCUGGAAAUCUUCAUCCUCUGCUGAAAGAUACCAACUUGGCUUCUUGCUAUCUUCCUUGGCAUUCAGCCUCACAAACUUGUUUGUCUUUACGCCCAUCACUAUUGAGAUGAUGAGGCAAAGGCACAAGGUGGAGAGAGAAAACAAUAUCGGGGAUGAAGUUGGGGACUCCAAGAAUGAGGAAGUGGCCAAAGCAAAUCCAAGGCUUGCAGCCAUGAAUAGGAAGUUUGGGAUGAUCCAUGGAUUAUCUUCCCUUUCCAACAUUAUGACUUUUGGUGGCCUGGCAUUUCACUCUUGUUACUUGGCUGCCAAGAUUGACCUCUGAUUUAUCAGUUAUUCUCCUAUCCCGUCCACACCGUUUGUUAUCCUUUAUUAUUCACUUAGGUUGUUGGGGGGCCAGGUAUGGUUAAAUCUAUAUAUGUCAGCAAUCAAUAAAAAUAUAAAAUUGUGUGUGUGAUGAACAAGUGAAAUUAGUGUCAUAUUAAAGUGUUACGUACACAUGUUUAAUUAUUAUCAA
Molecule: messenger RNA, 879 nt
Organism: Neltuma alba
Lineage: Eukaryota; Viridiplantae; Streptophyta; Magnoliopsida; Fabales; Fabaceae
Product: transmembrane protein 205-like
Exons: 3
Coding region: 46-687 (213 amino acids)
Source: RefSeq, a predicted model, not a curated record